CACGCUUCCCUUAAGGAAUGAACCAGAGCAGCUUCACACACUCGGUCCUGUCUUUGGUUUUUUAUGAUUUCUCCAGCGCUGAGAGUCACAUCAUGAUUCUGUUGAUGGUUACCAGCCUGCUGCAGGAGGCGCUUGUGGCUGCAGGUGUAGCCCUGGACCCGUGCUCUGCCUACAUCAGCCUGAAUGAACCCUGGAGGAACACGGAAUACCACGUCAACAAGUCGUCCGGCGUGCCCCUGUGCGACAGCCACGUCUCGGGGGAGUGGUACCGCUUCACCGGCAUGGCCGGGGACGCCAUGCCGACCUUCUGCAUCUCCGAGAAUCACUGCGGCACCCACGCUCCCAUCUGGCUCAAAGGCAGCCACCCUCAACCCAGCGAGGGCAUCGUCACCCUGCCGGUCUGCGCCAGCUUCAACGGAAACUGCUGCCAGUGGAACGCCAGCGUGGACGUGAAGGCCUGCACCGGAGGAUACUUUGUGUAUCGUCUGCCCAGACCCUCGGUCUGCUUCCAUGUUUACUGCGGCCAUUUCUAUGAUAUCUGUGACGAGGUGGACUGUACAGCUCCAAGAUGUCCCAAGUCGGACUGUCGUUGUGGACCUGGAACCGUCCUGGGACCGGACAGACAGAUGUGCCUGGAUGUGAAUGAAUGUGAGAAGAAUAACGGCGGCUGUGCAGAGGUGUGUGUGAACACCAAAGGCUCCAGACGCUGUGACUGCGGGCCGGGCCGCGUGCUGGACGAGGACGCCCUUCACUGCAGAGAGAUAGCAGGCUGUCAUGUCAACAAUGGAGGCUGCAGCCACGGCUGCUCCUCGCUGCUGGACUCGUAUCAGUGCCACUGUCCCAGAGGGCUGGAGCUGGGAGAGGAUAAACGCACAUGUCAGGUGCCAGUCCAGUGUGAUUCCAGCUCCAUUGUGGUGUCAGUGCCCAAGGACCUUGUUGGAGGACUGGAGCUCACCUUGUCCAACUCGUCCUGCAGAGGCGUCUCUAACGGCACGCACAUCAACCUCAGCUUCAGCCUCAAGACCUGCGGCACCGUGGUGGAGGUGACCCAUGACAAGAUCGUGGGGACCAACCUGGUGACCGGCCUCCCCAGGAGCAGCCCGAGCAGCAGCCGGGACUUGAUAGUCCGCACCAGUAAGUUGGUUCUCCCGGUCACCUGCGAGUUCCCCAGAGAGUACCAGGUGUCGGACGGAUACCAGGCCAGUCUGCGCGGCUCGGCCCUGGAGCUGGCGAGCCACAGUGAGGGAGUCUUCCCCUUCGAUUUGGAGCUCUUCAAGAGCGCCGAGUUCUCCGAGCCGUACCGCACCCCGCCGCAGCUCCGCCUGCACGACUCCCUGUUCUUCGGGGUGGAGCCGAAGGAGAGGGUGGAGGGUCUGUCUGCGCUGGUGGAGAGCUGCUUUGCCACGCCGGGGCCCAAAGCUGACCAGGCCAUCAAGUAUUACCUCAUCAAAGACGGGUGUAUCUCUGAUGAAACAGUGACUCAGUACUCAUCAAAGGACCAGCUCUCUAAGCACUACCAGGUCCCUGUCUUCAAGUUCAUUGGCAAGGACAACCGACAAGUGUUCCUGCACUGCCAGGUGUUGGUGUGUGGAACUGGAGACUCCCGCUGUGCGCAGCGUUGUCUGGGACGCGCUCGCCGAGAGGUUCGGAGCGGUGAACCUCGGGAGACGCACACUCUGAGAGGAGGCCCCAUCUUCAUCCUGCCUGAGCCGUGAUGAUAACACAAAGCCACUGACGCCGCGAGAAUGAGACAGAAAACUUGAUUAUAAAAAAAUCAUCAUAUUUGCUGAGUCACAUUUAGACCGGACACACAUCAGUUCUGACUGCUCAGAAGUUUUUAGUGUAUAAUUUCAUUUAUAUUACUAAAUUGAUUUAAUGGAUUUUAAUGAACGAUUAAAUGUAUCUGCAAUGUAAGGAAAGAUUAAACACCCAGGAGCCUUGUUUUGAAAUUACAGCUUUAUAUUAAACUAUGUACACAUAGUGCUCAGGGUCCGACUUGUUAUGAGGCUUUUAUUUCAACAAAGUUAUCACCGUGCAAAAUGUUG
This is a messenger RNA of Labrus mixtus (cuckoo wrasse), 2045 nucleotides long. RefSeq names its product oncoprotein induced transcript 3 (gene oit3). The record is from RefSeq and is a predicted model, not a curated record. The transcript is spliced from 9 exons. NCBI's taxonomy places the organism in Eukaryota, Metazoa, Chordata, Actinopteri, Labriformes, Labridae. Gene Ontology annotation, molecular function: calcium ion binding. The coding region runs from base 18 to 1715 and encodes 565 amino acids.